AGCCCGAAAAUCCGGGAAGCGGAGAAGAGACCCAUCGCCGUGGGCCGGAGGAGAAAAAAAAUAUAGACCGUUGGAUACGAAAUGGACGGCCCAAGCGAGACCCAAGGUAUACGCAGCACAGAAGAAAAUCAAACGAAUCAGCACGAAAACCCUCCUCCGCCCAACCUCCUUCCUUCUUCCCAGCCUCUCUCUCCCGCCGCCGCCGGUGGAGGAGGCGGCGCCUCGUCCUCGGCGACCAUGGCUCGCAUCGUGUCGCGCGCCCUCCCGUUCGCGUUGCGCUCGCCCCAGCCCGGCGCAGCGCUGCUGCGUUCGGAGGCGGCGCGCUGUCCACCCCUCGCCGCCGCCGCGGCGGCGGCGGCACCCGCCGCCUCGAUGCUCUCCUGGCGCGGGCUCACGCCCACCCCGGAUCCCUCGCGCUCGUCGCAGCCGCCGCCGCUGCCGCUGCCGCCCUUCGCGGGGUUCCUCGCGGGCAUCCGAGGCUUCCGGAGGGGUAGGCGCGGCCAGUCGGCGGCGAGGCGUGCGCAGCCGCAGGACCCCAUCCCUGCAGCUCCGCCCCCGCCGAAGGAGAGUGAGAUCGAGCUCUACGCCCGAGUCAGCAUCGACGAUGACAUGCCCGAUGACCCCGAAGUGCUGAACAUUGUGGAAAUUCUAAAACUAAAUGUUCCGAUGGCGAUGAAAAUUGCGCUUGAUGGGCUUCUGGAUUCCAACUAUAAAUCUCGAGACACUUCAAUAAGUGAUGUUGGGAGGUAUGAUAAGGUUGAAGUGUCUGUGGUGCUAUGCAAUGACAACUUCAUCCAGAACCUUAACAAAGAAUGGAGAGGCGAAGAUAGCUGUAUUGAAAUGCUCUCGAUGUCACAAUACAUUCCUGAUCUUGAUGUUCCUACUUUAAUGUUAGGUGAUAUAGUAAUCUCAGUUGAGACAGCUGCAAGGCACGCUGAGGAGCGAGGUCAUACACUUCUUGAUGAAGUGCGGAUACAAGCGGUUCGUGGAAUUCUACGUCUUCUGGGUUUUGAUCAUCAAACAAGCGAUGAGUCUGCAGUGGAAAUGGAGAAGGAGGAGCAGCUCAUUUUGAAGAGUCUAAGGUGGAAAGGGAAAAAUCUUGCUAAGAGUGUUCUUGAUUCAGGCAAAAGCCAGACAGAAACAUUGGAUGAGCAAGUGACAAGUGGCCUAAAGAGAGCUGGAAGCCUAAGAUUUUAUAGACCAAAGUUCAAAUAUAUCUUCUGCGAUAUGGAUGGUACACUACUCAACAGUAAAAGUCAAGUUACAGCAAGGAAUGCAGAAGCUCUGAGGGAAGCAAGGUCAAGAGGAGUAAACAUAGUUAUUGCCACAGGAAAGGCACGACCAGCUGCCAUUGAUGCUCUCAGUAUGGUUGACUUAUCUGGAAGAACUGGCAUUGUCUCAGCAUCGUCUCCUGGCAUAUUUCUUCAGGGCCUCUUGGUUUAUGGUUUGCAAGGAAGAGAGAUUUAUAAAAGAAAUUUAGAUCAAGAAGUAUGCAGAGAAGCAUUAUUAUAUUCUUUGGAGCACAAGGUACCAUUAGUAGCAUUUAGCCAGGAUCGAUGCUUCUCUAUGUAUGAUGAUCCUUUGGUUGAUUCUCUCCAUUAUGUGUAUCAUGAACCUAAGGCUGAAAUAGUUCGGUCUAUUGAUCAGCUUUUAGGAACAGCUGAGAUACAGAAAGUGCUCUUCCUUGAAACUCCUGAGGGAAUUUCUUCUUCAUUGAGGCCAUUCUGGGAAAAGGCAAUAGAAGGAAGGGCCCGUGUGGUUCAAGCACAGCCUGAUAUGCUUGAACUUGUACCUCCUGCAACUUCAAAGGGCGAUGGGGUGAAGAUUCUUUUGGACCACCUUUGCAUUAGUCCAGAUGAGGUAAUGGCUAUUGGGGAUGGAGAAAAUGACAUAGAAAUGCUACAGCUAGCAUCAUUGGGUGUUGCGCUUGCAAAUGGGUCUGAGAGGACGAAAGCAGUGGCAAAUAUAAUUGGUGCCACUAAUGAUGAAGAUGGAGUCGCACAGGCUAUUUACGACUAUGCUUUCUAACAGCUGCUAACUCUAAGGAGUAAUGGGGUGGGAUAGGAUUAUCUACUCUUCGGUUCUCCCCAGUGCCCUGGAUUCACCGUAUAACAAAAAUUAAUCACACAUCCAUCCACAAGAUAAUGCUGGGAUGUGAUCUGAAACCCCUGUUGGAGUGAAAAACAUUUGAAUUAUUAGGCUUUGGUUUAUUUUUGGCUUUGCGAAAGUUCAUGACCAGCCAUGCACCUGUGUGUUUGGAAUAUUUAUAUAAUUGUAUUCAUUUUCUUUUCAUCUUUGAUGACCAAGGAUUGCCUUUACGUUUC
Messenger RNA from Oryza brachyantha (malo sina), 2324 nucleotides. Its product is annotated as endoribonuclease YBEY, chloroplastic-like. The transcript has 12 exons. Bases 82 to 2028 code for a protein of 648 amino acids. Gene Ontology annotation, molecular function: metalloendopeptidase activity. Gene Ontology annotation, biological process: rRNA processing. NCBI's taxonomy places the organism in Eukaryota, Viridiplantae, Streptophyta, Magnoliopsida, Poales, Poaceae. The record is from RefSeq and is a predicted model, not a curated record.